AUGACUCCAGGUCCUAAAAUACUUCAACGGUGUAUAAGUGAUAUUUUAGAUGGUAUUGAAAAUUGUUUACAUAGACGACAUAGUAUUGUAUUUGAAGUCAAAAGAAGAGCAUCCAAAGCUCAUUUUGAAGGUAUUAAAAAGACUCUGAAAGACAGGUAA
Vairimorpha ceranae is the source of this 159-nucleotide messenger RNA. RefSeq lists its product as hypothetical. The transcript has a single exon. Bases 1 to 159 code for a protein of 52 amino acids. The record is from RefSeq and is a predicted model, not a curated record. NCBI's taxonomy places the organism in Eukaryota, Fungi, Microsporidia, Nosematidae.